AUGGUUCCUAAAAUCAAGAAGAGCGUGUCCCACGCCGACGAGGUCCAAAUUGCCCAAGCCGAAGCACCAGAACUUGAAAGAGUCAGCUGGCUACAAGAUCCUGGCUUGAGAAAGCUUUAUUUCUAUGCCGCCAUCAUCUGCGUUGCUUCCGCGACGACCGGCUACGAUGGAUCUAUGUUAAACAACAUCCGUAUUCUGGAUCAAUGGAAAACUUACUUCGACAACCCCCAAGGGUCAAAUCUGGGUCUUCUGACCGCACUGUAUAGUAUUGGUUCUAUCGCUAGUUUGCCGUUUGUACCUUUCGUGGCCGAUCACUUUGGUCGUAAAGUGGCCAUCGUUGCCGGCUGCGUUCUCAUGAUCAUUGCAGCGGCAAUUCAGGGCGCCUCUCAGAAUCUGGCCAUGUUCAAGGGCGGUCGCUUCCUCAUGGGUUUCGGAAACAGCAUGGCCCAGCUGUCUUCGCCUUUGCUGCUGACCGAACUCUGCCAUCCUCAACACAGAGGUCGCAUCACGGCCAUCUAUAACUGCCUGUGGAACUUGGGUUCCAUCAUCAACACCUGGCUGUCGUUCGGCACCAAGCACAUCCCCAGCGAGUGGUCGUGGAGAAUCCCCACCAUUGUGCAGGGGGCGCCGUCUAUUAUCCAGAUCAUCUUCAUCUGGUGGAUCCCCGAGUCACCGCGGUGGCUGAUCUCGCGGGACCGCGCCGACGAGGCCCUCGCGAUCCUCGCCAAAUACCACGCCAACGGCAACGACCUCCACCCGACGGUGCAGUUCGAGUACGCCGAGAUCAAAGAGACACUGCGGCUGGAAUUCAUCGCCAAGAAAUCGUCCAGCUACCUCGACUUCCUCAAGUCGCGCGGGAACCGGUACCGACUGCUGCUGAUCGCCUCCUUGGGGCUCUUUUCGCAGUGGUCCGGCAACGGCCUGGUAUCCUACUACGCGACCGACAUCUACAACUCGAUCGGCAUCACCAACUCGGACACGCAGCUCGGGCUGAACGGCGGGCUGGCCAUCAUGGCGCUGAUUGUGUCGUGCACGUGCGCCAUGCUCUGCGACAAGGUGGGCAGAAGACCGCUCUUCCUGGCUGCGACGGCAGGCAUGCUUGUCUGCUUCACCGUCUGGACCAUCUGCUCGAGCAUCUACCAGGACCACCACAACAAGGGCGCCGGCCAGGCCGUCGUGGCCUUUAUUUGGAUCUUCAACUUCUCGUACGCGCUCGCCUGGUCGGGUUUGCUCGUCGCGUACACGGUCGAGAUCCUGCCGUUCAAGAUCCGCGCAAAGGGCCUCAUGGUCAUGAACUUCUGGGUCCAGGUCGCUCUCGUCAUCAACCAGUACGUCAAUCCGUUGGGCUUUGACCACCUGAAACCGAACUGGAAGCUGUACACCAUCUACACUUGCUGGAUCGCGCUCGAACUCGUCUUCGUCUACUUCCUGUACGUCGAGACCAAGGGCCCCACGCUCGAAGAGAUCGCCAAGAUCUUCGACGGCGAGGACGCAGAGGUCGGUAUCGUCGACAUCCAAAUCGAGCCCAAGGCCAUCCUGGCCUCGGGCACGGAGAAGAUCGACGCCGCGGUCGUCGAGCAUCGUAGCGUUGUCUAG
Messenger RNA from Cladophialophora psammophila CBS 110553, 1596 nucleotides. RefSeq lists its product as uncharacterized. Gene Ontology annotation, molecular function: carbohydrate:proton symporter activity. Bases 1 to 1596 code for a protein of 531 amino acids. Gene Ontology annotation, biological process: carbohydrate transport; transmembrane transport. The transcript has 4 exons. Gene Ontology annotation, cellular component: membrane. Lineage: Eukaryota; Fungi; Ascomycota; Eurotiomycetes; Chaetothyriales; Herpotrichiellaceae. The record is from RefSeq and is a predicted model, not a curated record.